AUGGAAAAUUCAAAAGUGAUUUUGAUGGUGAUUUUGGGAAUGUUAUCAUUGUGGCCAAUGGUGGUUAUGGGAAGUCCAAAGCUUCAUAAGGUGGGAGGUUCCAAAGGUUGGAAUGAAAAAAGCAAUUAUACUCAAUGGUCUUCUCAACAACAUGUCUAUGUUGGUGAUUGGUUAAUUUUUGUGUUUGACAAAAGAUACUACAAUGUCUUGGAAGUGAGCAAGACAUCCUAUGAGAAUUGCAUAGACAGGAACUUCAUGAAAAAUGUAACACGAGGCGGUCGCGAUGUGGUUCAGUUGAUAGAAACAAAGACGUACUACUUUAUUAGUAGUGGAGGUUAUUGUUUUCAUGGAAUGAAAGUUGCUAUAGACAUUCAAGAACACCAAACACCGCCACCAUCUCCUUCUCUAUCAGAUAUAAAAUCGGAUGGCGAAUUUAUUUCGCCAUCAAUCUACACAUACUUUGGGAUUAUUGUUGUUAAUGUGGUUUAUGUGAGUUUGGUUUUCAUGGAGAUUUUCUAA
This is a messenger RNA of Vicia faba (fava bean), 519 nucleotides long. The record is from the annotation of a GenBank genome assembly. Lineage: Eukaryota; Viridiplantae; Streptophyta; Magnoliopsida; Fabales; Fabaceae.